Dovyalis caffra is the source of this 198-nucleotide messenger RNA. The record is from the annotation of a GenBank genome assembly. NCBI's taxonomy places the organism in Eukaryota, Viridiplantae, Streptophyta, Magnoliopsida, Malpighiales, Salicaceae.
AUGAGUAUGUUAGACAAUAUAGAUGAUGGAGCCUUCAAUAACCUAAAGACGUUGUCCUGGUACGGUCAAUGCAACAAGCCAUGGAGUCAACGAGGAACCCACAAAAAAAAAUCGGCGAGGAAAGAGCAUGACAAACGUGGUCCAGACAAGACCCAUGCUAUUGGGCCUCUGGCGUAUUUGGAUAAGACUGUGGCUUAG